Messenger RNA from Naegleria gruberi, 2385 nucleotides. RefSeq lists its product as uncharacterized. The transcript is spliced from 2 exons. Lineage: Eukaryota; Heterolobosea; Eutetramitea; Acrasida; Naegleriidae. The record is from RefSeq and is a predicted model, not a curated record. Bases 1 to 2385 code for a protein of 794 amino acids. Gene Ontology annotation, molecular function: protein heterodimerization activity.
AUGCCCAACCAUUUACAUGAAGCAACACCAACAAUAAUAACGGGCAAAGAAGUUGGCGAAGCUUCUUCUUUACUUCAGCAACAACAGCAACAGCAUCAACUGACGGUCAAUACAAGUGGUAUUCAUGGUACUACAACAUUGCAACAACAACAAGGAGGUGGAAAUAAUACUCCACCAUCUUCAACGAGUUGUGGUAGUAGCAGCAUUAGUAAUAAUAAUAAUACACAAUUGAAAACACCAAAUACACGAAGAAAGAGAAAGCCUGGUAAUAAUAAUACACCACUGUUAUCAUCGUCGGGAGGUAUUGUUGUUGGAGGAAGGAGAGCUGUUGUAUCACCAUCUGAUUAUUCACCUACUUCGUCUUCUUGUUGUUCUCCUUGUAUGCUACAAACAUCAUCAUCUGAUCAGUGGUUUUCACUUGUUCAAGAAUUGGAUCGAUCUCCUAAAAAGAAGAUUUCCAACAUUUUUCAACAAGCUAGCAAUGAUAAAUUGUAUAAAUUGUAUCAACAAGUUACUGUGAAUAAGGAUACAUUUGGUAAUUUCUGGAACAAUAAUCAAGCCUCUGGAGAAGUGUCACAUAAUUUAAUUAUGGAAUUAUCUUUGAGAUUGAGAUCAAUUUUAUACGAUUCAUUUGUAACAAAUCAUGUAUUGUACGAUGAUGACAUUUCUUUAUUGCCAUAUUUCCAAAUGAGUGAAUUUCACACAUUGGAAAAAGAUAGGGAUUUAUUAGAAAAUAUGCAUUUGCAAAAUGAUGAAAAUACAAAUAUUGUGGAUCUCUACAAGUAUAAUCAAAUUGAUCAAAUGAUCAUUUCUAAUUUAUAUAAUCCUACAACAUCUAUAAAUGCUAUCUAUGACGAGGAAAAAUUGGAUGCUCUCUCCAAAAUGCAAGAUGCCAGCUCUAUGGUAUUACCAAUGUCUGAUUCUGAAUCUGAACAAACACCAACUGUGCCAUCAACAUCAAAGCCAAGAAAAAAGAUAAAACUCAGCACUUUACAGGAUAAGGAUUCAGAUCCAGAUUCUUGGAAUAUAAUUGAUACAGAGAUGGCUCAAAAGGUAAAUACUGUAGAAAUACUUCCAUCAAAGGAUUUGGAUAUUUAUUUAGAUUUGAAGGAAAAAAUUCAACAAGAGAAUCAAAAAGAAAUUAAAAAUGUAGAUAUUUUCGACAGGGAAGAAAGAUGGAAUUUAUCAACAGCACAAGUUAGACUUCCAAAAUUAAAACUAAGAGGAGAAAAAUCAACUCAAAAAUGUAUCCACGAGAACUCUCUAAGCUCAUUCUAUUUUGAAAACCUAAGUAGUAAUAGUAGAUGUAUUUUCCCAGAAUAUACAUAUGAUGAGACAUUGCCAGAUUAUGGUGAAAGUCUCUCAAAUUCACAUUUAACAUCGAUAGCAACACGAAACAACUCAAAAGAUUUUGCAAAACAACAAUUAAGUAUAAUUUCCAAUCUAGGAUAUAAAUUGGGAUUACGAGAUGUGUCAACCAUUAAGAAAAUAUAUAGCCAAUCUCACAAAGCUCAACAGGAACCAAAACUUCAGAACUUGGCCCAAACUAUUCUCAAAAAUUCUUGCAAUAGUGGAAGUAAUAAUUUAUUGCAAACAUUGCAAAUGAGUAGAGAGCCAACAAGUCCACCACCACCAGGAAAGAAACAAAUCUCAUCCAUUUCCAAUGAAGAUGACACAUUUAUUUAUUCGCCAAGCAAUACUCUAGUUAAACAAAAUGUAGAUAAGAUUAUUCAAUUAAGAGAAAAGAAAAAGAACCUUCUCAUUCCCCUUAAAGCAGUAAGUGCAAGCUCUGAAGGUUCAGCUAGUAGUUCGAGCCCAGAUGAAAUGUUAGAGCAAAAUCUUUCCAAAGAGAAUGCACAUUCUGCUCUCAGUUGCAUUACAUCAAUGAUUUUAUGUCAUGAAGGAUUUGAAGGAGCUAAAGCAGGUGCCCUCAAUGUGCUGACAGAUGUUUUAGAAUCAUAUAUUUGCUCAUUUGGAAAUAUUUUAUCAACAAAUGCUUCUUCUGGUCUGGAAGCAGAAGAGGCAUUGUUAAAAUCUUGCGAGGAAACGUUUGGUAGAAAUGUUAGUGUUACUGAUUUACAAAAUUUGAAGAAUGGAGUUGUUUCUCAUAUGAAUGAAACUGCAAACAAGCUUUCGAUUGUUGAAACAAAGCUCAAUAAUAGAACCCACAAACCUAAGAAGCAACAAGCAGCUCCAAAGACCAAAUUACUCGAGAUUAAGACAAUUCCAAAACAAAAUGAUGAGGAUGAAAUUGCUCAAUUGACUUCACCUAAUGCUGCUCUUGAUGCUGAUUUUUCAUUGGAAAUCGAAGAAACUGGAAAGAAGAGAAAUCGAGAUAUUUAUGAGGAGGAUAUCCCACUCGAUGAAUUGGAGAAUUUGAAAUAA